Messenger RNA from Phlebotomus papatasi, 3483 nucleotides. RefSeq names its product putative polypeptide N-acetylgalactosaminyltransferase 13. Gene Ontology annotation, cellular component: Golgi apparatus. The transcript has 5 exons. The record is from RefSeq and is a predicted model, not a curated record. The coding region runs from base 1837 to 3453 and encodes 538 amino acids. NCBI's taxonomy places the organism in Eukaryota, Metazoa, Arthropoda, Insecta, Diptera, Psychodidae.
CUUUUGCAUUGUAUAAUCUCUAGAGUACGUAAAAUCUAAAAGUUCAUGGAAAUUCGAGGAACAAAAAAGGUGGCCGAAAUUACAAGCUGGCCGGAAUUUGGCACACUUACCCUAAUAUAUUUUUCAGUGUUUAAAUUUUAAUUUUCUUUUCUUUUCUAAGAAAAAUUUGGUGAGUAUCCUACUCUACCGGGGUCUGUUAUUUGACCCAGCGCGCUAGGAAAAACGACCAACGACGGUUUAGUGUUAAGGACGAAUGGGACACCGGUGUCCUAAAAAUAGAAACUUUUUCGGACUAUUUACAGAACAGUCAAAAAAAUUUUUUUUUGUUUUUGGAACACCGGUAUCCCACUCGUUCUUAAAAGGUAACCCACCGACCGUUUUUGGUGAUUUUUCCUAGCGCACUCGUCAAAUGACAGACCGCGGUUGGUAGGAUACUCAACAAUUUUUUUCUUUGAAAAGAGGAAAAAAUUAGAAUUUCAAUUUAAGUUAAAUCUUUAGGCUUCUUUAUCUCAGAAUUGGGAGGUAUGCCUACAGUCCUCUAACGUUAUUUAUCUUUGAAAUAAUUAUGCCAAUACUGCACAAAACUAUAAAUUAACUCUUUACAAAUUACAUACGAAAAAAGUAAGUUUUAUUACUUGACUUUUAUGAGGGUUCUCUUAAGUUAAAAUCACUAACUGAAAGUGAUUGAUCAGUAUGUUAAGUGAAAAAUGCUUAUGGAUUUUGCAUAUCGCUCUUUUAGAAUUUUGAGAAAUAAAUGAGUGAAUGUUUUUCUAAUUUGCAAUGACGAAGCCACUUCAUCGCUUCUUAUUAUUGAAUUUUAAAGCUCGUAAUUCAUUUAUAAUAGUACCCGUUUGACUAAGAGCUUUUAGCAUGCAGCUUCUUCAUUGGUGUCACAAUCAAGGUCCCAAAUCUCAAAUUUCAUAUCUUUUCGCCAGACAGACAUAACACAUUCUACAAAAUCUCAAAUGCUAUUUCCUUGUGCAAAGAUUUUGUGAAAGCAAUUUAAUUUUUUUUGUUGAUUUUAUUUUUGCGAGCUCAAUAAUUGCUCAAGACGCUUCCCCAUCAACACAAUUUCUUCAUAACAUUAUGGGCCGUUUUUUGAUAAAUUGCCACAUUAACUCUUUUUUUGUGGUGUCUCCUCCAAUCUUGACCAGUGGCACUGAAAUGGCACUGGGGAUCAGCAGUCAGUGGUGUCCGUUCAACAGCAUACACAUAACUAGCAAUCAAUAUAAAAUGAAGAGAUGGAAUAAAAGCUACACGAGCGGCGAUCAGCGCGGUUCGGCACUAGAGGCACAUAAUUUAAUUAUUCAGUUAUCGCAACACACUCUGGGCGAAUGGUUGAAAAUUCCGCGAAAGACCAGAAAAUGGAUUUUUCUCUUAAAACCAAUUAUUUGCAAGCCCCAUAGCGCAUAUCAUCUUAUCAGUCGCCAACAAUCUCAAUCACCAAUUGUGCUGAGGGCGUUCAAUGGGAAAAAAAGCUCUGCAACUUUAAUGUGAUAUAUAUAUAGUUACUGUGAAAAUGUGCUUUGUGCGCAUUUGGGGGAAAAGUGUGUAAAAAUAAAGAAAAAAAAAUUGUGUGUAUUAGUGUAAAAAGUGGCGUUUCACGGCUUCCCUAAUCAUCACUGGCGAUACAAAUUAUCUCUAUUUCCUUCAACAUUUAAUUGACUGUAGAAAAUUGUACAGAUUAGUUCUAUACAAGCUCUUGCUGUGCUACAAUUUUUUUUUCGGAAUUACAAAAAAAAACAACACUCACGUUGUCGUGCUGAAAGAUUACUUCCCGCCAAAAAAAAUCAAGGAGACUAUAAUGCCCAAAAAACCAAAUUAAAUCCCAUUGAUAUGCUAAGGCGAGUUAGAUUGAGGUUUCUACACAGAAAAUUGGGCUUUUUCGGACUUAUAGCAUCAACUUUGAUAUUUAUCUUCUACACUUUGGCUAUUCUUCCACCGGUUGAAGUCAAAAUUCGCCGUAAAGCUAUUCCUGUUCAACCUAUACUCAAUAUCUCACAAAAUGACUUCAUUGACAAUUCAGAGACUCUUCCUAUUGCAUUUGAAGAGCACUAUUUCAAUUUAAGUGCCAGCAAUUCCUUCUCAAGUGGACGUAAUAUUCCAGACACGCGGCCACCCAGCUGCAGAGUGAAGGAGUACGUUCUAAGUGCAAAUAAAAAUGUAUCUGUGAUAGUAGCAUUUCACAAUGAGGCCAAAUCAGCUCUCUUAAGGACAAUUUCCAGUGUAAUCAAUCGUACACCACCAGAUCUGCUCCAUGAGAUAAUCCUCAUUGAUGACUACAGCAAAAAUACACUCAAUGAGAACUCUCUAGGGGAUAUACCAAAAAUAAAAUUGUACAGAAACCAACAGAGAGAAGGACUCAUUCGUUCCCGGAAUAUCGGUGCAUCUCACGCCAGAGCUGAGUACAUUGUAUUCCUCGACAGUCACUGUGAAGUGAAUGUUGGCUGGAUUGAACCCCUCAUCGACCGGCUCUCCUACCAUCCAGGGGCUCUUGUGAGUCCCAUUAUUGACAUAAUUGAUGCUUCGACGUUCAAAUACCGACCUACAACAACCAAUUUGAAAGCCGGCUUCGACUGGAGCUUACGCUUCAAGUGGAUACCACGCUCUGAUGAGGAAUUGCAAAGCAUAAAGGAUGAGACGGCAUCAUUUGCCAGUCCAGCAAUUUACGGGGGUGUUUUUCUCAUUGCCCGAGAGUGGUUUAAUCAACUUGGCGGUUUCAACAGCAAUCUCGACAUAUGGGGCGGUGAAUCACUAGAAAUAUCUCUCAAGGCUUGGAUGUGCGGUGGUCAAGUGGAAAUUGCCCCAUGCAGCCGUGUAGGGCAUGUGUUCAGGAAGAAGCAUCCUUAUGACUUUCCCCUUGGGAGUACUUAUACCUUCUUGCGCAAUUCCAAAAUUAUCGCCGAAGGCUGGCUCGAGGAGUACAAGCACUUUUUCUACUUUGCCCGCCCAAAUGCUCAGGCCAUCAAACUUAAAGACACGAAUGAUGUGGCUAUCCUUAAGGAAAAACUUCAAUGUCGAACCUUCUCCUGGUACCUUCAAACUGUCUUCCACGAGCUCAAACUUCCCAACGAGGAGCACAUUGCUUUUGGGGAGUUAAAGCAUGGGGACCGUUGCCUAUCUGUGAGCAUCGACGACAGUCGCCAGAGACAUGUUCAACUAGCUAAUUGCUAUGACAAUCCAGAAGCCACAAAAUGGGCACUCCACAACUACACUGGUGCACUGAGUCCUGACUCUGGAGGAUGUGUCAAUGUAUUCCAGAGUUUAGUGGUUUUGGAGUACUGCCGAAAUUCAUCGGCACAGAAGUGGGUGCGCAAUGGGGGCAAUUUAAUUCAUGCUUCAACAGGGAAAUGCCUCGAGAGCCUCAUUGGGCCAACUGUGGCCGUUUCCCCGUGUCGUCCUGGAUCUCAGUCUCAACUCUGGCACUUCUCCGUGGAAGUCCAGCAGCAAUAAUUUAAAAAGAAAAUACAUUUUGAAAGAUAA